AUGAAUAUUUAUACAACUUAUGGAAACGAUUUGAUAAACUAUGCAAAAAACAAGAAACUAAUUUUGAAUUUAAAAAAUUCGAGUUCAGAAAAUAACUAUUCGUUAAUUGAAAAUGAGAAUAUAUUAAAACUAUGUUUUAAUGAAACAUUAACUAUAUUAAAUGAAAAAGGAGAAGAAUUAGGUGAAUUUGUUGGUAAAAUACGGAAGAGUAAUUUAAAUACUAAUCCUGCAACUUUAAUAGUAAAUUUAAAUUCAACUAAUAUUUCCGAACAAGGUAAAGAAAUCGGAUUGAGUGUAAUAACUACCACUACAGCAAAUUUUCGUUCUUAUGAAGAAAAAUGGUUACAAUGGUACACUGAAAAAUCUGAAAUGACACGUAAAACAAUUUUAAUUUCGAAUAAAAACAAUGAUAGACAGGUACAAAUCUACACAGAUUUAAACGAUGGUGAAUUAAUUGAUCAAACAAAAAACAUAAAUUUAAAAAAAAUUAAAAAUUUGUUAACUGAGGGUAUGAACUAUGUUUUCCUCCGAUAUCUUGCAAUAAUAGGAUUUGAGGGUACCAUUAAAAACAAAACAGCUGUAACUAUCGAUGGAACAUUAUGUAAAACAAUAUACGAAUGUUCAUUAAAAGACAAUUAUAAAAUCAAUAAAGUGUCAAUACAAGUUGUAAUUAUAAAGAGAGUUUUACAAUUAAAAAAAUCUUUUAAAACUUCAAUUAUUCAAAUGACGACUAUCUUAACUCGUUUGGGUUAUAUAUUACAACAUUCAUGGGGUAAAAAUAUUAGUAAGAAGUUGACGAUCAAUAAGUCGAUGCGUAUCACAAAAGAUGGUUUAGUUCAUUACGACACUAUAUUACACUUAAAGAAUAAUUGGGAACAAGAUAUUCGUUUCAAAUCUAUGUAUCUAGAUAAAGUUUCUGAAAUGAAAAUAAAGUACAACACUUAUAUAAAAAACCACAAAGAUGUGAAAGACAUGAUCAUUGAUUACAUAAAAGCUAUAUUAUUAGCCAAGCCAGAUAAUGUGUUACAGUUUUCAAUCGAUCAUUUUGAACAAUUCUAA
Melanaphis sacchari is the source of this 1059-nucleotide messenger RNA. Its product is annotated as ciliogenesis-associated TTC17-interacting protein-like. NCBI's taxonomy places the organism in Eukaryota, Metazoa, Arthropoda, Insecta, Hemiptera, Aphididae. Bases 1 to 1059 code for a protein of 352 amino acids. The record is from RefSeq and is a predicted model, not a curated record. The transcript has 6 exons.